Messenger RNA from Dalotia coriaria, 1772 nucleotides. RefSeq lists its product as uncharacterized. NCBI's taxonomy places the organism in Eukaryota, Metazoa, Arthropoda, Insecta, Coleoptera, Staphylinidae. Bases 94 to 1755 code for a protein of 553 amino acids. The transcript is spliced from 6 exons. The record is from RefSeq and is a predicted model, not a curated record.
UCGUCGCCAGGAAAUUAAAACAACUCUCUUUUCGCUUUAUUAUAUAAUAUAUUCAAAUGGAGUAGUAGUUUAACACUAGCAGUUUAACACAGAAUGUCUCUUUAUAUUGCAACACUUACAACUUUGAUAAUCCAGCAAUAUUUUAAUAAAUUUCACUGUGUUUUUAAUAUUGGUGGGUUAAAUAUUGCAAGCAAUGAAAUAGUUACAAUUCAAACUUCCUUAAAUAACGCUUUAAAUUUCACAUUGUUUGAGCGAUUUAAAUGUCCAGUUUUUAUAAUUCAAAGUGAAGAUCCAGGAAAUGAUGUAGAAGUAAUUGAAAACGAAUUACAAUUAAACCGAGUGUUUAGAUUCAACCUUAGAUAUUAUUUAUUGGUACAUAAAAGUUCAACUGUUAAUGUUGAGACUUUUUUUCAACGUAAUGUGUUUGAUACAAUCGUUAAUAUGUUGUUGAUUGUUGAAAAAGAUGAUUGCGCGCUAUUUUAUACUCACAGGUAUACAGGAAGUACGCCAUUGGAGACUAUAUUCAUUGAUAAACUAUGCAACUCCUCAAACAUAAAUUCAUUGAAUUUAUUUCCAAACAAACAAGAUGAUUUAAAAAGAAGGAAUCUUACUAUUGCAACGUUUAAUUUCUCUCCGUAUGUUAAUAUAGAAAAGAACAGUGGAUUUGAACAUUCUAUGAUUAAUGCGUUUUGUUUAAAACAUAACUAUACCAAGAAUUUGAAGAUAAAUCCUGAAUUAUGGGGACAUUUAUACGAUAAUGGUACAGGCGAUGGUACUCAAUGGGAUGUGGUUCAAGGACAUGCUGACAUUGGAUCUGGUGGAUUUUUUCGGAACAGAUUCGAUUAUAGAACUGAUACAACAACGGUUAUUUCACGAGUUGGGUUAAACUUCCUGGUACCAAGACCUGUAUUAGACGAUGGUCUUGAAACGCCAUUACGUCCAUUUGAUUUUGUUGUGUGGAUUGUGUUGCUGGUUGCUAUAGUUGUUCUUGCUGUCGUGACCACAAUACUACAUAAAAUAAACAAACGCGAGAUAACGUCGUUGACGGUUUUAGGAUUGUUUUUGCAGCAGCCUAGCCAUCUACCCAUGAGAAUGUAUUUAACUUACAGCGGAAUACUAUUGAUUGUUAUAUUUUACAAUUGUGGAUAUGCUAGUCUCAUGACAAGACCAUCAUAUUUGCCGUACAUUUCGACUGGAAAAGCAUUGGAAAACAGCAAUUUACCAUUUAUACUUGCUACAAGUGGCUAUAUUACAAGCCUAGAUAAAAUGCAAUAUCCAAAUAUUAAAACUAAAUAUACUAAAGCUGAUCCUGAUAAAUUAUCACAAAUCCUCGCUAAGUCUACCAAAGUAUCAAUAGCAAUUGAUCAUUUAAACUUAGGUUAUGCCUUUUGUGAGUAUGAUACUGUACUCAAAAUGGAUACCUUAGAGAAAUUUACAGUACUGAAAGAAGAUAUGUCAUUUGCAUACGGAGUGUUUGCAUUUUAUAAGAAUUCCGUAAUUUUACCAUUAUUGGACCAUUUUAUAUUGAACUUGCAAGAAUAUGGUUUGGAUAAUUUCAUUAUGGCAGAAUCUUUCAGGGAAUUAAGCUAUGAAGGACGAGUGUACAUGCAUGCACUUAAUCAACGUCAAGGAUCAAGUCCACGAUAUUUUAACAUUCGAACAUUGUCGGGUGCAUUUUUAAUUUUAUUGUUAGGAUUAUUAAUUGCUACAAUUGCUUUUAUAUGUGAAGUUACAAUGUGUACAUUUUGUUGUUAAAAACAGGUUGAAUUAGA